AUGCAUGCCUGCGAGUCAUUGUGCGCUAGCUUGUUCGAGCCCACUCCUCCAAAGCUUGAAGCCUUCCCAAUCCUCCAUGACAAACCUCUCGGGUUUCACCUCCGCCAGGCGGGCCCACCUAGCUAUUCGUGCACCUCACAUUCUUCGACAUCAUGUGGGUCCACUUCCAUUCCAUGCGAAACCUACUUCUCCGAAAGCCUCGUCCCGAAUCUCAAAAGAUCUCUCCAACACUACCUCCCGUUAUCGGGCCAUUUGGUCUACCCUAUAACCGACAACAACAAAAGCCCAUUCUCUGUUACGUGGCGGGAGACUCAGUUUCCUUCACGGCCGCCUUGUCCAGACAAGAUUUUGACGAGCUCCUCGCGGAGACGCCGACCGAUUCUACGAUUGUGGUGCCGAGAUGGCCCCGCCGUUAAAGAAGGGCUCGAUCGGAAAUUAAUCCCGACUUUAUCCCUGAAAGUGACUUUGUUUCCCGACCGAGGUGUAUGCAUCGGUUUUUCCACUUAUCAUUGUGUCGGUGACGCAUCCUCGACUUACCGCUUCGUGAAGGCUUGGUCGGAGAUCGUCAAAUCCGGACGAGCCGACUUUCUUUUCCCGACUUUCGACCGGUCUUUCGUCCAGGAUCCAACCCGGCUCGUCACCGUCUACUGGAAUUUGGUGAGGCAGAGUCCCCUGAAGCCGGCGAUUUUUCCUCUGCCCACGAACAGGGUAAGAGCGACUUUUACUCUCGACCGGGCUAAUUUAGAGAAGCUUAAGGGCUCGGUUUUGGCGGAAAAACCGAGCUUAGGUCGAGUUUCGUAG
This is a messenger RNA of Striga hermonthica, 801 nucleotides long. The record is from the annotation of a GenBank genome assembly. Lineage: Eukaryota; Viridiplantae; Streptophyta; Magnoliopsida; Lamiales; Orobanchaceae.